Molecule: messenger RNA, 3761 nt
Organism: Amphibalanus amphitrite
Lineage: Eukaryota; Metazoa; Arthropoda; Thecostraca; Balanomorpha; Balanidae
Product: cilia- and flagella-associated protein 410-like
Exons: 11
Coding region: 614-1744 (376 amino acids)
Biological process (GO): cytoskeleton organization
Molecular function (GO): protein binding
Source: RefSeq, a predicted model, not a curated record
AGGUUAUGGCUCAGUGGUCAGCAGUGUUGCUUAUAUCAAUAUGUUGUUUCCAGUUGCUUUGCUUCACAGGAUUUCUUAGUUGAGGAUCAUUUUUCAAUUUUUGAUGUGAAUCGCCUCUCUGUGUUUUACUGGUUUAUUCCAAGAUGCCCAAAGUUGUGGUGUUACCUGAACAGGUGUUCAGGUGUUAUGCAUGGUGGGGUCAUUGUAGGCCAAACACAGUCAAGGCCUGUCACAUUUCAGUGUUCAUGCUGUGUGUAUAGCUGUUAUAAGCUAAAUGCUCUGUAUGAUAAAGCAUGUGAAAAACAAACAAACAAACAAACAAAACACAUUUAUUAGACAUAAAAUGGAGAUAAGCAAAUAGUCCAGGUGGUGGUGCAAAAGCUGAUGCUUAAAUCGAGGCACCACCACCUGGCAACGUAAACAGAAUAAAUGAAUAUGGUACAAUCCAGGGCCGCGGAGAGUCAGGUCGGCUGCCGCGACAGUUGGCAUUGAUAAGCGGUGAUAGCGGGCCGGCGCCAGUCCACCGAGACGGGGCUAUGUCAGUCUGGAGGUGUUUUUGAGGAAGGAUUGAAAGCUAUAUGGGUUGAGCAAGUCAGGUUGUGGAACAACAGCCAUGAAGCUGACGGAAGACAUGGUGGUAGCAAGGAGUCGUGGAGCUGAGCUCAACAGCAUCAGGAAGCUCAACUGCUGGGGAAGUGAGAUAUCAGAUGUCGCAGUUGUUAGGAAGCUCCCAAAUAUUGAAGUUCUAGCCCUCAGUGUCAACAACAUCAGCACAUUGGCUGACUUUCAGCAUUGCCAGAACCUAUCAGAGCUCUACAUUCGACAGAACAACAUUCAGGACCUUAAUGAGGUCGUCUACCUGAAGGAGCUCCCCAAGCUGAAGGCGCUCUGGCUGGCGGACAACCCGUGCGCCAAGCGCGAGGGCUACCGUCUGGCGAUCCUGCGCGCGCUGCCGCACCUGCAGAAGCUGGACAACGCGCCUGUCGAGAGUGAGGAGGUGCACCAGGCCAUGAUCCACGGCGAGGACCUGGUCCACCCGCAGGAUGCUAUGGAGAUGCAGCGUCAGCGGCAGCAGCAGCAGUACCGUCGCCAGGAGUCGGAUUCGCGCCGCUCCAGCCACGCCAGCAGCUACGGAUACCAGCAGCAGCAGCAGCCGUCCAAGAGUUACAGCGACGACCCGGAGCCGCCGCCGGUUCAGCAGAGAGCCCGCUCGCCCGACUACUACCCUCCGCAGCAGCAGUCGCAGCAGCAGCACAGCUACUCGCAGCAGCCGCCGUACCGGGAGAGUUCGCCGCCGUACUACGAGGCGUCUCCGUCGUCGGGCUCGGCACCGGCGCCGUCCCAGUACUACGAGGACAGCCGGUCGCCGAGCGAUGCUCCGUCGCAGCGCAACAGCUUCAGCAGCUACCGCGAGCCGCCGAGUGGCUAUCGGGAGAGCGGCUACCGGGAGGAGGCGCCGCCGCCGCGCGCACGCCGCUCCGUCGUCAGUCCAGAGAGACAGUACACGCCUGCCAGUGACGGAGACGGGUAUCGGGGCGGCGCCGACCCGCCGGCCUCCAGUCGCUCCGAGGCGUACAGUGAACACAGCCACAGCUCGCUGAGGCAGUACGAGGCUGCCCGGCCCAAACGCAAGAGUCCGAACGUGCUGUCGGCGGUGCUGUGUUUGAUCAAGGAACUGGACCUGCACGGCCUGGAGGUGGUGGAUACGGCUGUCCGCUGCCGCAUCCAGGAGCUCGAGGACUGAGCGGGGCCGUCCGCUAACGGAGCUGGCACCGUCUCGGUCUCCACCUGCCCGCACAGCAGCCACAGUAGCGCGCGGUAACCUGUAACCUGCUGUCACCCUUCCUAGUCACCCUGCCCUUCCUUAUCAGCGCGGAUCGUGCACAAAGCUCAACACCCCCUAUCUGCGGACGUCCUGUCUGUCUGUCUGGUCUGCCCUCGGUCCUGACCCCGCCAUCGCCAGCUGUAUCCUCGCCACCCCCAGCUGUACCCUCCCCGGUCCAACUGCAGCUGCUGUCUGUACUGCACAAUUUUCUCUUCCGGCCGGCCCCGCUACUUAGCCAGUCAAUGGCCCCUGUCAGGCGCACGUACUUGUGAGCGAUGUCGGCCCGUGGCCCCGUAUCCGCUCCGUUUACGGCGCUCGCACGGACGGACUGUCUGCCGGCCCCGCGGCCAUCAGCAGAUGGGCCCUGUCCGGCACCGCCCGACCCGUGGUGGCUCCGUGGAUUUCCUGUGUUCGGCCGAUGUUUCUCCCCUGUGACACAGGGUCGUAGCCGCGUCUCAGGCCCGGAACGCCCCUGAUGCCCCCCAGUGAUCAGGUCGCGGGGUUCGAGCGGGACGUCGAAGUCACUUCGAAGCUGAUUUGAUCACAGAUCUGUUUGCGCCGUCCAGCUAAAGACACGCGUUACUCAUAGGCACCGUGCGGGGUAAAGACGAUGGUCAGGCCAAGCCGCUUUGCAAUUGGUUGCUUUUGGAGUUUGAAUGGCAAUCGGAGUGCAGUAUUUUCAGAUAGGAGAACGACCGUGAUUUCCAAGAUGAUUUGGAACAUGAGAUUAUUGAAGCAGUGGCAUGGGAACCCUGGACAGUACCUAUUUGUUACGACCAACGGUCUGUAUCGUUGAAGGAUGGAUAGAUUUAUGAGGGUAAGGAGUAAGGAGCAUCGCUAGCAACAUUAGCACCCGUCACCGAACUGAUAUUUAAUUGUAGUUAGCGCGGUCGUCCGAUGGACGGGUACGACGGGUGGGCGGCGGCACUAAGACUACUAUAAUUCAGGUGGCCGGAGGCCGGCAGUGUCCGGCGCCAAUAUCCGGUUACCUGGGGCGCACACAGACGGAUGGCCGUCUAUCCGCGCGGCGCGGCAAUCGGCCCCGUCCAGCGGCGCCGCCGUCCGUCUCCGUCACCAAUCUGACGCGGCAGUCGGCCGGCGGCGGCGCGCCGCAUCUGUACACGUAACGAGAGCUCACGAAUCGCACCGCGCACCGUCGGCCGCGAUCUAACCAACGGCGCUCACAACACACGCUGGGUCCAAGGCUUUAGUAAGAUACGUUGUUUUAGAUUUGCGUUAAGUAUAGGAUUUCUGGGAAAUCCGUUCGUCUAUAAGUUGCGUGAGCAUAAUAGAGAGAUCGGUUUAACGUUGACCGUCGCGGGUAACUGCGAAUAUGAUGGCCCAAUUGUAACGCUUGAGACUCAAAACAACGCUCAAACGGUUGCGGCCGCGGCCGAGCACAUGCUACUGUACUGGUUCUUUGUGCGGGUUUUGUCGGAGCGAUUCACGACGGAUAAUGUGAUUUCACCAAUCCUGUGUGGCUGCCUGUGCGCCUGUUAUUGUAGCACUGCCCGAGAAUCUCUUGUUCUCAAUGUAAUGUGUUAUGCGCUCUGUUCGCUUCAUCUGUGUCAGAUCUGAAGUAUUUUGUCGCUCAUCACAUUCUGUGUCCCAUAUCGGCUUCAAGGCGUUUGGCUGAACGCUUGGUUUCGGCCUACUUUGACGCCCAUCUAAGAAUAGUGUGUCCGGACGUGAUCGUACCGAGAUGAAGAUGAGGUUUUCGUGUAACGAAAUCUCUCGGCCUGCGAGAACCAUGUACUCAUGUGAGCAGCCCGGCCCGCCCAGCCCGCUGUCGUGUUGUAACACCGGCUGGGGUCGGCGGCGGCAGCGGCGCGGUCCGGCCGGCCAGCGCCAGGCGCCGCGCCGCCCGCCUCGUAUGUGAUAAGAUGCUGGCGUAAUUCACACUUGUUUUAGUUUUGUAAUAAAUCUACUUGUCGGA